CGGAUGUUUCUCGGUGUUCGGAUCCACUCACCCGUUUCUACUUGUCUCCAUAUCUUCACCAUUUUUCUGUAAAACCCUAAAGAAGCUUUGAUCUUCGAAAUUUGCGAUUAUUGUUCGGUCAACCAAUCGAAAUAGUUUCAGAUUUCGCGAAAGGGCAGUUAGGUAUAUAUGGAGGGAAUUGAAUCAAAAGCACUGGCAGAAAAUGUCGAAGGGUUCCAGCAUUGUGCCAAAGAAAUCCUUAAGCUGAUAGAACAAGACGGAAAUUUCUCUGAAACAACGGCUGAGACUUAUGAUGACAAGAAGUCAAAGUUGUCAACACAUGUAACUGAGUUAUUGCGUAUGCAUGGUGCGUUGGUCGAUCAACACGCUCAUCUGAUCAAAAAGCAGCAUCUUGAUGCAUCUGAUUCAAGCUCGCCUCAAGUUACUCAAAUGUUUACGCCUGAUCAAACGAGCAACAUGCAAAAAUUUAGGACACCUAUCGGUUUUGACGUUUUGAGCUCGUGUGGUGGUGGUUCUUACGCUUCUAGAAGAGACGGCUCAGAGUCUUCCUUCUCACCGUCAUCAGAUUCUGAUUCGGAAUCUUUCAUGUCUAUCAACAAGCUUCUGAUUUCACCGGUCAACGGUGAUGAUGCACCGAAAGUCAAAGAAACCAAACUCCCUGAGGUUUUGAUCCACAAGAUUUCCAACUUGGAAGAAGAGCUCGUUACGUUGAACAAAAAGAUUCAGAGUUUAGCUGACGAAAACGCUAAUUUGAAACAAGAGGUUCAGGCGAAAGAAUCAAAUAUCAAAACUCAAAACGAGUAUCUUGAAACCGAAAAAAUAAAGGGGAUUGAGCUAGAGAAGCAAGUGGCUGACCUUAAACUCGUGAUCACCGACUCUAAUAUUCAAAUCAAAACAAUGGGAGACGAGUUAGACGCAUCUAGAGAGAAAUUAUCGGCAACAGACGAUGAAACCUCGAAACUGAUGCAUGAAAUGGCGUUGUUAAAAAAACAGCUUGAUUCCGAGAAAGAAAACAAUCUAGGAUUGGAAGAGGAAGUAUCCGCGUAUGUAGCUGAUAUUCAAGUGCGCGAUGAUCAAAUCACAGAAUUACAUACAAAGAUUUACCAGUCAACGUAUGAAAUCUCGCUACUGAAAAGCGCACAUAAGGAAAAAGAAGACAACUGGAAUACUAAUAUUGAAAGGUUGCAAACAGAACUAAGGGAAAAAUGUAAGUCGGUUGAUGAUUUGAAUAAAGAUUUGGACUCUUUGAAGUUAAAGAAAGAUGGAGUCGCUGCUCGGCUUGAUACACUUCGAGCCGAGAAAAGUUGUCAGGACAAUAAAGUACGAGAACUUGAGACCAACUUGAAUUCACUACAACAUGAGCACGAGAGGGUGCUUUUGUCAUUUGAUAACGCACAAAAGGUUACAAAUGAACUAAAACUGAAAGUGAUGGAAUUGGAACGAGAGGUUGACACGCAGAAGGAAGUUAUGUCGGAUAGAGCUGAAGAGAAAAGGGAAGCGAUACGGCAGCUAUCGUUCUCGUUGGAACAUUACAUGUCGGGAUACAAACAACUUCGUCAAGCAUUUGUUGUUGGAAACAAAAGGCGUGCCUUUUUUAGUUUUUAAAUUUGCAUAAUGUUGUUAUUUCUAUGAAUUUUCAAGUAAUAAUUAUAUUUGUUGUUAGGACAAAAAAACAAAAUAUAUAUAUCGGCUCAUCCGGUUUAAGAUA
Messenger RNA from Helianthus annuus (common sunflower), 1708 nucleotides. Its product is annotated as protein NETWORKED 4B. The coding region runs from base 169 to 1605 and encodes 478 amino acids. The transcript is spliced from 3 exons. Lineage: Eukaryota; Viridiplantae; Streptophyta; Magnoliopsida; Asterales; Asteraceae. Gene Ontology annotation, cellular component: vacuolar membrane. The record is from RefSeq and is a predicted model, not a curated record.